ACGCGGAUCUUUUCCAAAGUUAUCCAAAAUUAAUAACGUACUAAUGAAUUAUCUUAUCAUCUACAACGUUGUGACGGGAUAUUCUUGAAUGCUGGUCUAAAUUCCACGUAUAAAAUAAUGUUCGAAACUGGUCGACGAUCUGCAACAAGUACGUCUGAACUAGGGCUCUAUUCUGAUCGGAGUGAUCAUUAUCAUAGAAAUCGCUACGGUAUCGGUGUCCGAAAAUACGUCAUCGGUAUAAUGGUGGUCCUAGCCAUCAUUCUGGUCUCAUUCCUCUUUUACGACUUCACAUCGGGAGCAACGAUGCCCAACCAGGAAGCUAAGGAGACGAAACAUAUUUACAUACUGCAAAAUGCUCUAAAAAGGCCUGUAACUCCAUACAGGAAAACCACUACCACCGUUAGUACACCUGUUCACGAUAGUAGCAAGACGGAUUUAUUGAAGAUGGAAGAUCGGUCAGAUCUUAAUUACGAGCGCGAAGAUGUUACGGGUGAUUCCGAAGAACUAAAAGAUCAGAUUGCCUCUGAAACGCGUUCCAUAGCAUUCACCAAACCGGAUACAGAAUUUCGAAGUCAAAACUUGGAUAAUUUUAAUCUAAGGCAGAAGCUAUUAUCGAUGGAUCAAGAUGAAAGUGUGGAGAAAGUCCAAGGGAAACAAUUGUUCGACAAUCACGCGAUGCUUUAUCGACUGAGACGAAGGUACAAACAUCCGGCUUCUGACGAAGACGUCAGCUUCGAAGAAUCACGACCGGCGCCGUUUCACUUCGAGUACAAAACUCCGGUUCCAACCUCUUUUAAACGGUCUAAAUACCCACAGCUCUCGCAGUAUCGAUAUCCUCACAACUCGAACAACAUCCAGGACAUCAUAAAGUACCUGACCAAAGACAGUGAGAAACCGAGUCGAGGAAUCAAAUUUUCAGGGGUCUACGUCAACCCGAAAAAAUUGGAAUUCUAUCCUGAGGUUGGCGAAAUGAUGGCAAACAGUGAUAAAUCUGAGGAAGAAAAUCUCUCUCCGUUCGCCCACGGCUUUAGUGCAGAUCCGUUCUAUCAGUACAAACCAAAAAAUCCAUCUGACGUGAACCUGUUGGCCACGUCCAAUGUCAGAUUUCCACCAUCGGCUUUUCACAGACACGGCUUGAGCUACUAUGACCAAUACUACCAGAGACCACCGAUAAACAUAAAUGCCCAAUCGUCCUCUUCUUCCGAGUCGCAGUACGAUAACUACGGCUCGCGGUCAACGGUGGCCUUUGGCAAAAAACGAAAGCCACAGCCAUUCAGCGUAAUGCUCGACAUUUAUCCUAUCCCGGAUUCUACUGAUCCUAGCCGUAAAUCGGCGAGGCCAAGGUCUGGGCCAAAUUACAACCAUCAGAAUCAGGCUUCACAUGAAGAGUACGACACCAGGCGACCUCUUCCGCAUAACAAGGGAUUGACGUAUUCUCACUUCGUUCCACCCCCGCAGCCAAUUUCCUUGGUCGCGGUUCCUGGUUCGCAAGGCCCUCAGGAUGACGAGGAGCGCCAGCAGAUGAUAUUCCAUUUGAAUCUGUACCCCAAACGACGUAAUAAAAUAAACAGGAAUGACAUAAUCCCAAGAUCUCAACGUACGGAUCAAAGGAGCGAGGAUUCCGUCGAGGAAAGCGUACCCCCGCCGUUUGACAUCAUUGCGAAACAUUUGACCGAUCACUCGGCAAUUCAAGCAUCUAAAUUUGAGGAGACUCAGCCUUCUGACAACGCUGAUGCUUCUUCGAUAGUUAAUCGAUACGAAGAAAGGGUUUUAGACAGAGGGAAAAAAGAAGAAGAAAGUUCAUCUCACCGAGGAGGAGGUGCGAAAAAAGUUGGAAAUACGAGAUCGAUUCCUGCCAAUCAUAGACCAGACUUUACGAUUGAGAGUAUUGCUGAAAAAUUCUUAAACACGUCGAAUGAAAACGUCGAGAACACAUCGACGGAAACAUGUGAAACUUUCAAGAACUUAGAGCCCACUAACGAAGAGUCAAAAGAUGGUGAAACUGAAGAAACUGUAAUAUCCAAGGACAUUGAUACUGCGGAAGGAUUUCAAAAUUUUGCAGAUGGCCUCUUAGCCACGGAUUGAUUCUCAAUACCGUAAAAAUAAAUAAACCUGUUUAGAUAAAUCUAUUAUACCAAAUUACUUCACUUGAUUGUAUAAAUAUUAUUUUAUUUCCCUAUUAUAAUAUUAUUCUAUUCCAACCUUAUUUAUCGUGUUUAGCAAACUUAAUUAUGAGGAGAUAUUUUUUGCUUCGCACUUAGUUACUCUGCAUUUUUUAUUGAAGAAUUGAGACAUUAAAUG
Diprion similis is the source of this 2301-nucleotide messenger RNA. RefSeq lists its product as uncharacterized. The record is from RefSeq and is a predicted model, not a curated record. The coding region runs from base 118 to 2085 and encodes 655 amino acids. Lineage: Eukaryota; Metazoa; Arthropoda; Insecta; Hymenoptera; Diprionidae. The transcript is spliced from 5 exons.